Megalopta genalis is the source of this 2918-nucleotide messenger RNA. The record is from RefSeq and is a predicted model, not a curated record. NCBI's taxonomy places the organism in Eukaryota, Metazoa, Arthropoda, Insecta, Hymenoptera, Halictidae.
ACAAUAAAAUUCAUUUCCAAGAUUAUUUUGAUGAUGAGGUAUAAAAUUACAAAUUUUAACAUCCAUUAGCUUUCCUGCUAAUUCUGCCAUAACAGCACCUGGUAACAAAAAGUAGUAAAUUAAUUUUAAAUAAGAAAUAAGAAAUAAUCACUUACCUGUACAAAGAACAAUAUUCUUUUUUGCCAGGAAUUUGAUUGUAAGUGCAGUUUUUGUUAAACAUUCGUCAGAAAGAAAUGGUGGAUCAGCUAUGACCAAGUCAUAAUAACCUGCCAUAUUUCUUGUUAAAUCCAAAGGAAAUUUAUAAUUAUAUGGUACAUAGUCAGAACCAAAUAUUUUGAAGCGUUCGUCAUACUCAAAAAGUGUUACUGUUAACAAAGAAUUUGCUAAACAUUUAUUAAAAGUCAUAUCAUGUUAUCGAAUUGCAUCAUAUCAAUGCAAGAAUUGAUUUGCCGGUUCGAAAUCAAAAACAACUUUUAACUCAUUCUUGAAGAGAAGAAUAGAAAUAUGACGGAGAAUAUGACAAAAAUAGAAGAUGAUAUACAAUUGUUCCAACUAAUUGGAUUGAGUGAACAAAAGGCUAAAGAAACUUUAAAAAAUAAACAAGUAUCUAAUAAUUUGAAACAUGCAAUAAGACAGGCCUCUCACUAUGGAACGAUUACUCCAGAAAUUGGAGUUUUAUUGUACCAUCUUGCUUCAAAAAUAAAGAAUCAAAUUUUUUGUGAAAUACCAUUUGUGGUUAAAUACAUAUUUGAGAAUAAGUUAGAUACAAUACAGAGGGUCGAUGCAGCAUUGGGUUAUCUACUUCAUCAUGUAGGAGAAGUACAUAACAUUUCAAAUUUUGAAGAAGAAUGUGGUAUAGGGAUUGUAGUUACCCCAGAAGAAAUUGAAACUGAAGUAGAAAAAGUUAUAGAGGAACAUAAGUCAGAAAUAUUGGACAAGAGAUAUCGUUUUAAUAUUGGUCCAUUAAUGCAGCAUGUUCGUAAUAAUUUAAAGUGGGCAGAUGGAAAAGCAAUUAAGAAUGAAUUUGAUGUUCAGAUUCUCGUACUACUAGGACCUAAAGUUGAUCUUGAUUUUGCUCCACCUCCUAAAACAGUAAAACAAGUUAAUACAAAAAAAACGGAGAAGGAGAAAGCAGAACUGAAAAGUGUGGUGGCAUCGAGUAAAAAUAUAGGUGCUCAAACAAUAAGUGAAUUAAUGAAAACUAAAGUUCAUUUCCAUAAACCAGGAGAAAAUUAUAAAACUGAAGGAUAUCCUGUACUUCCAAACACGCAUAAGUUGCUGCAAGAGCACUUGGAAAUAACAGGUGGUAAAGUAAGAACUAGGUUCCCACCAGAACCUAAUGGAAUUUUACAUAUCGGGCAUGCAAAGGCAAUCAAUAUUAACUUUGGAUAUGCUGCAGCUCAUGAUGGCAUAUGUUUCUUACGUUAUGAUGAUACAAAUCCGGAAAAGGAAGAAGAAAAGUUUUUUCUUGGUAUUCAGGAAAUGGUAGAAUGGCUUGGAUAUAAACCAGCAAAGAUUACACAUUCUUCUGACAAUUUUCAACAGUUAUACGAAUGGGCUAUUAAACUUAUAAAGGGAGGUUUUGCAUAUGUAUGUCAUCAAUCUAGUGAGGAAAUAAGAGGUUUCAAUCCUCCUCCAAGUCCAUGGCGGAACAGACCAAUUUCAGAAAGCCUUCAACUCUUUCAAGAUAUGAAAGAUGGCUUACUUGAAGAAGGUGAAGCCACAUUACGUAUGAAAGUAACAUUAGAAGAAGGAAAACAAGAUCCAGUUGCAUAUAGAAUAAAAUACAUACCUCAUCAUAAAACAGGAGAUCAGUGGUGUAUUUAUCCUACUUAUGAUUUCACCCAUUGCUUGUGCGACAGUAUAGAACAUAUCACGCAUUCUCUCUGUACAAAAGAAUUUCAAUCACGAAGAUCAUCGUAUUAUUGGCUUUGCAAUGCUCUGGAUAUUUAUUGUCCCGUACAAUGGGAAUACAGUAGGUUAAACGUGAGCUAUACGGUCGUUUCUAAGAGAAAAAUUGCCAAAUUAAUUGAAGAAGGUUUCGUGUCUGACUGGGACGAUCCUCGAUUAUUUACGUUAACAGCUCUUCGCAGACGAGGGUUUCCUCCUGAAGCAAUAAAUAACUUCUGUGCACAAAUGGGUGUAACAGUGGCUCAAGCAGUUGUUGAUCCAGCUGCUCUAGAAGCAUGUGUUAGAGAUGUUUUAAAUGUAACCGCGACUCGACACAUGGCUGUUUUGGAUCCUUUAAAAGUGACUAUUAGUAAUUUUACACAUGGAAACCCUAUUAAAUUGACUGUUCCCGAUUUUCCUAAUGAACCAGGGAAGGGACAACAUGAUAUUGUUUUUGAUGAAGUAAUCUAUAUUGAAGCAUCUGAUUUCCAAGAGAAAGCAUCGAAAGACUUUCGACGAUUAACUUUGAAUCAGGCUGUUGGUUUGAAACAUGCAGGAGUAGUGCUAACAGUUAAAGAGAUAGAAAGGGAUAGCAGUGGUAACAUCGUAAAUAUUAUUGCUACACAAGAACCUGCUUCUGAAAACAAUAAGCCUAAGGCUUUUAUACAUUGGGUGUCAAAUCCUAUAUUGGCAUCUAUUAGGUUGUAUGAACGUCUAUUUAAACACAAACAUCCGGAAGAUGUAAAUGAAGUGCCAAACGGCUUUUUGAGCGAUGUUAAUUCUAGCAGUAAAAAAGAAAUUGUUGGAUACAUCGAUGCAAGUUUGGUAGAUUUGGCGAAACCUCUAGAUAAGUUCCAAUUUGAACGCAUUGGAUUUUUCUCUGUAGAUCCUGAUACUACACCAGGAAAGCUUGUUUUCAAUAGAACCGUGACAUUGAAAGAAGAUUCAAAAAAUAUGUAAACCAAAUUAAUUUAUGAAUACGUGGAUAAUUUAAUUUAAUAUUGCUUUAUUUCGAAAUUUUAUUAUAA